UGGCGAAGACAGCGCGUCAAAGAAAGAUUCAAGCAGUACAAUCGUGGUGAAGCAACGUUAACUGAACUUGAGACAACCAUCAGCAAGAAUCCCAGCACCAUAAACACCGUGACUUAUGAGGGCCUUGUGGCCACUGAUUUUCCCCGGGACCACUCCGAGAACGAGGCCCAAGCGAGGACCAUAAUCACAAAACUGUUAGAGGUCGUCUAUAAGGAGCUUCGGCUUAGUGGCUUCGCUGGGCCUAAUGAUAUCCGAAUGUUGCAAGAGACAGCAUUCACGUUCUACCCGAUGAGGUGGAAGGAAGGUUGGAAACACUCUAAGGUCCGUUGCGUAGGGAGGACGGACUUUUCUUUCUAUUUCGGCGACAAAGUGGCCCAGGCUAUCAAUCUAGUAGUCAUCGAGGCAAAGCGCCUCGGGUAUUUGGCACUGGCGAGGGACAGACCCUAG
Penicillium verrucosum is the source of this 447-nucleotide messenger RNA. RefSeq lists its product as uncharacterized. NCBI's taxonomy places the organism in Eukaryota, Fungi, Ascomycota, Eurotiomycetes, Eurotiales, Aspergillaceae. The record is from RefSeq and is a predicted model, not a curated record. The annotation marks the transcript as partial. The transcript is spliced from 2 exons.